GUGUAGUUUCAUUUCGACCGAGAACAAAGAAUCCGAUCCACAAGCCAAAUGGAUAGAUAAACGGGAAAUCAAUGCUAAACCGAAUUACCUGUCGCAUUUCUGACCACCUAUUAUUAAUUUAUCAUACUUUUGCCCAUUUCACGCUUGCAGAUCACGUGCCAACCUCUCCAGCUGCCGGAGACUAGUCGCUGGUCGGAAUCUGGUGGGGGAAACAUGGCGGGAGCUCUGAAUUUGUCAUCGACUCUAUUCUUCAGACAACUUCCGGGCACUAAAACCCAAAAAACCUCCAUUUCUAUUCGAGCGACCUCCCAGCAAUCUGAGAGUUCUUCAACUUCAACUUCCGUGGGGACUAAACAAGAUGAAAACCUAGGAUUUUCAUCCUCAUCUUCUUCAUUUUCUCCUCCGCCCAACUUCAAGCCACCGGAGCCUAAGCGUUUCGGCGUGAGACCCGACAAGAUUUGGGAUGUCUUGGGCGCUUCUCUUUCCUUGAUUUUUCGGCUUGGGACUGGUGUAUUUGUUUCCGGGUACUCGGCAUCUUUGGUUCCCAAAAAUGAGUUCCCUCCAGACAAAUAUGCUCUUGAAAUUGCUGGUUACAAGGUCAAAGAGACUUCAAAGUUAGGGCCUCGCCCAAAGAAGCCUAUUGAAAUAUAUGAGUUUGAAAGUUGUCCAUUUUGCCGGAAGGUCAGGGAAAUUGUUGCUGUGUUAGAUCUUGAUAUUCUAUUCUAUCCUUGCCCUCGAAAUGGUCCAAAUUUCCGUCCCAAGGUUGCUCAGAUGGGAGGAAAGCAGCAAUUUCCAUAUAUGGUGGAUCCAAAUACCGGAGUUGCUAUGUAUGAAUCGGAUGAGAUAAUCAAGUAUCUAGUUCAAAAUUAUGGUGAUGGAAAUGUACCUCUCCUUCUCUCUCUUGGACUUUUGACGACUUUGACAGAAGGCUUUGCUAUGAUUGGUCGUCUGGGCAGGGGUUCUAUUUAUAAGCCAUCAAAGCUACCACCUGCCCCCUUAGAAAUAUGGGCAUAUGAGGGUUCUCCUUUUUGCAAACUUGUUCGUGAAGUACUAGUAGAGUUGGAGUUACCACAUUUAGUACGUUGUUGCGCUCGUGGGAGCCCAAAACGACAAGAGUUGUAUGAGAAGGCGGGAAACUUUCAGGUUCCAUACUUAGAUGACCCAAACACUGGGGUGCGAAUGUUUGAAAGUGCUGAAAUAGUGGAGUAUCUUCAAGCAACCUAUGCCCUUUAAUAAUAAGUCAUUUUCAAGGACAAGUAGGGCCUAAACUCCAAUGUAAUCCCUCUACCCCACAUCACCAUAAAGAGACUUUUUGCCUGAUAAUUGAGGCCUUGAGGUCGGCCAUCUGAUCCCUGAACUUUCGAGUUUACGUGUAAGUGUAUAUUCUUCAAUAUGGUUUUACUAGAGACACCGUGCCAAAAAUGACCUAUUUUCUUUGUGUGGUCUACUAAAAAUGUCUAGUAGUAGGGGAUGGUGCUAUUACUAUUCAUAUUCACAUGUAUAGUCUUCACUCUAUAUAUUCUUCUAUCUCCAACUUUUAACUCAAUUAUAUGCAUGCUCCUGGUAGAAAAACCCAA
Molecule: messenger RNA, 1577 nt
Organism: Momordica charantia (bitter melon)
Lineage: Eukaryota; Viridiplantae; Streptophyta; Magnoliopsida; Cucurbitales; Cucurbitaceae
Product: Thioredoxin family protein
Cellular component (GO): chloroplast
Source: RefSeq, a predicted model, not a curated record